AUGAAAAUGAAAGUUGCCCAAGCGGCGGAAUGCGCCCGCGCGGCGGAGUUGCGAGCGCAAGUCGCGAAGCACACCGCGCUGGAACAAGCCGCGAGGAGAGAUGCGCGUGCGCAUACACACAAACUGCUGGAGGAAAUCAAAUCAAAGGAGCGGGUGAUCAUACAAUUGAAGAGAGAGGCGGCGCGGGCGUCUAAUGAUCAGGGACAAAAAAUUAAUACAACAUUAUCAAGUGCGGUCGCGGUCCGUUGCACCGGCUUAAUAGACCCGGAGUUCAGACCGAUUCCAGUUGCCGCGGAGUGCGCACGCGCGUAG
This is a messenger RNA of Danaus chrysippus (African queen), 312 nucleotides long. NCBI's taxonomy places the organism in Eukaryota, Metazoa, Arthropoda, Insecta, Lepidoptera, Nymphalidae. The record is from the annotation of a GenBank genome assembly.